Messenger RNA from Schistosoma curassoni, 3417 nucleotides. The record is from the annotation of a GenBank genome assembly. NCBI's taxonomy places the organism in Eukaryota, Metazoa, Platyhelminthes, Trematoda, Strigeidida, Schistosomatidae.
GAACUUUAUGGUUCAGCGCUCACUCAACUGUUUUUGUUGUUAAUACAUUUAUUGUUAAGAUGGCAACUCUUGUUGAUGCAAUACAGAGGAAACAGGAAAAGUUGACAGAAAGUCACAUUUUAGUUGGCCACAUCCAAAAGACAUGUAAUCGUGACGGAUCGAAUAUUCUAUUUCCUACUCGGACAUUAACAAUGGACUCUCAAGAUAUAAAGAGCAUUGGUUGCAAGGAUGAAUUGCUAAAAGCAGCUGAAAAUGUUAGGGAGUUAGAUUUGGCUUGUAAUCGGCUGUCUUCAUUUGAAGAGGUAUUUAAAAUUCUAUGUUGGCUUGAGAAACUUGAAUCAUUAAAUUUAAGUCAAAACCCACUAGGUUGUCAUAUCUCUGAUAACCAAUCUUCCAAUUCAUCUUUUGAUGAAGAUACUAUUGGUUUAUUAUCUACUGAAGGAGAAGAAAAUAUUCAACCUAUGAAUAGCUCUGAAUUAUCUAUACGGGAUCAAAAUUAUUUUUAUUUUAACAAACUGUCAUCUUCAUCCAAGUCGAAUAAAAUACUUCAGUCUAAACAUAAUGAAAUUGAUUUCUCACCAAUUUUUCACAAUGAAUCCAUGAAUGAUUCAAUAGAAAAAAUUAAGUCGACUAACCAUCCAAAUGAUGGUGUUGGUAGUAAUGGUAAUCUCAAACAAACAAGAGGAAAUGAACCAUCUAACAUGAAAACGCUACCAAAGCAUCCUUCAGCUCCAUCUGAAUUGGCUUUAAAUUCCGGUAUUAUAUCUCCUACCACAGUGUUUCCUUGUUUAAGUGUACUCGCAUUGAAUUCGACGUAUGUACCAUGGGAUUGGGUGAUUGAUCUGCUUUAUCGACUACCAAACUUAACCGAUUUACACGUUGCACGUAAUAAUUAUGGAGCAGAAGAGCAGACUGAAGUAUCUUCUGAUCAUAAUGAUGAUAAUGAUGCCACACCAUUACCCGUAUUUCCUCAUUUACACAGUUUAUAUUAUAGCGAUAAUGGCAUAUCGAAUUGGUGGACAAUAUGUCGUUUGUGUAAACAUUUCCCUGGAUUGGAACAAUUGAUUUUAUUAGGUAAUCCUAUUGAACAUAUACCAUUUCCGCAAGAGAAUUUACAUACAUCUCAGCAUACUACAACAACAACAACUACUACUACUAAUAGUAAUAAUAACAAUAAUAAUAAUACUGAUAAUAAUACAUCAAGAAAUACUUGUUAUCAGCAUCAGUGCUUAUUUCAAAAUGUACAUACAUUAGGUUUAUCAGAAACACUAAUCAAUCAAUGGGAAAGUAUUGAUGCUUUGAAUGAAUGGAUGCCUAGUUUAACCAAUUUACGAUUAGGCAAUACUUUACCUGUAUUUCAGUCUUGGAUAGAACCUGAUUGUCGAGCUCAUGUAAUUGCCAGAUUACCAAAACUUACUACAUACAAUCGAAGUGUCAUUGAUUCAGAGGAACGUGAAAGUGCUGAACGAGAAUUUGUUCGAUAUUAUGGUCAAAUUGAUCCAGAUAAACGUCCUAAUCGGCUAAUACACCUUUAGAUAACUAAUUCACUGAGUGAGAAUUAUUAACUUAUUAUGUAAAAUAUCAACGACCAAUAACUUUCGUAUACUUCCUAUAAUAAUAAUCAUGUGCAUUCACCAAUAACUAAUUUCCAAGAAGAAUUCCCGGAGUUCUAGUGAGGAGCGGUGACUAGUGGAGUUCAACUAUACCGAGUGAGUGAGGCAGUUACUCACCGCAGAGAAUGAGAGAUGGUCUCACAAUAUCCCGGGUUAAUCGAAAUUAGAUAUGUAAACAGCAGGAUCCCAACUCAAUGGUCUUAAGUGUAAACGCUGUUCAUGAAACUCGGAAGACCUAGGUUCGAUCCCCUAACGGGUCGGGAAUGAACAUUGCUGAGGAGUCCCGUGUUAGGAUGAAACAACCUUAAGUAGUUGUCUAAUUAACAUCAACCCAUCAUGUAAGCGAUAAAAUUCAUCAAUCUCUACAAAUCGUCUAUAGUAUAUCUUUAAAAAAGUUAUUCAUUGAAAAAAUGUAUAACUUCAUUCAUACUAAAGAAUUUAUUUAACUACCCAACUUAAAUUUUUCUUAUUGUUUUCCUUCAUUCUAUUGUCUUCUCCUUUGCGAAUAACUUAUAGGUAGUUGAUUUAAUGAUUAAUUUAAUUUUUCCGUAAUCUAUAACUUAAUUUUAGUUAUUGGGCUCUAGAACGUCGACACGGUCGACUUCAACCAUUAGCUAACAUUGAUUUAUCUCCAAAACAGCAUAUUCAUGUACGUGUCACAAUGUCAGGGAAAGAAGUUUGGUAUAAUAUAAAUGUCAACUUAAAAGUAUCACAAGCUAAACGUCAUUUCUGUAAUUUAUUCAAUAUUACUAAUCAACAUGAAAUUAAACAUUUGAAAUUAUUUUAUUUUGAUCAAGUUAUGUCACAAAUUCAAGGUCCAGAAGAAUUAAAAUAUCCAAAUCGUAAUUUAUAUUCAUAUCAAAUAGAGACUGGUGAUUUAUUCGAAUUAGUACGAUAUCCGGAUUCUUGAUAAUAGAAAAUAGAACUUUUACAAAAGUACAAUAUGAUAUGAAUGUUUGUGUGUGUGUAUGUAUGUAUGUAUGUAUGUAUGUAUGUAUGUAAUUUGUUAGUCCUUUCUCUUUUUUUUGUGCAACACGCCUGUUUGUAUAAUAGUCGUUGAUCUGUUUGUUUUCAUUGUCAUCGAUUUCCCCUUCCCCUCCUCUCUCUCUCUCUCUUACUCGUCAGUUUUCUUCUUUCCCCCAUUUGUCAUAUUUACUCCCCAUUCACAAUAUAAUAGUGUAUAUUCAUCCGUUCAUUCAUUCAUUUGAUCUUAUUAAUUGUGAAAUAGUGGUUUAUUGAUUAAGGUGUUCCACCUUCAAUCUUGUUCAUUUUUAUUCAUUUCCAUUGGAGCAGCUGAAUUGUAUCAUCGUUAUCAUCAUUUUGAAUCCCUUUAUCUAUUGAAUAAGGUUAUCGGUUAAAGUCUUAAGUACUUGAUUAGUGACUUACAUUGUCUGUCUAUGUCUAUUUGUGAAUGUAUGUGUAAAUAUGUACUACAUUAUAAUUGUUCUCUUAUUACCUUUUAUUUAUUCAUUCAUACAAGAUGUGAUAGACUCCAAGUUUUUUUCUUCAAUUCUAUUGAUUAGUUAGUAUUUUUGACAAAUCAAUCAUGAUCAUUUUCGAUCAUUUUGCUUUUAAGGUAUAAUGUUAUGCAUACAUACUCAGUGUAUAUGUGUGUGUGUAUGUGCUCUUCUGGCAGUUUUGUGAUUUUUAUUUUCCUGUUUUCUUUUGUUUGUUUUUGAGUUUAUCUUUCUUUUUUUUCGUGUUAUUUAUUUGUUUGUUUAUUUCCAUACAUCUUAAUUCCUUGAUGAAUAUAAAUAAAGCGCUAAGAACAAGACAUCCAAAAUAAAAUGAAUUCAUCAUUAUA